Anopheles bellator is the source of this 1839-nucleotide messenger RNA. Its product is annotated as maltase 1-like. The transcript has 3 exons. Gene Ontology annotation, biological process: carbohydrate metabolic process. The coding region runs from base 1 to 1839 and encodes 612 amino acids. Lineage: Eukaryota; Metazoa; Arthropoda; Insecta; Diptera; Culicidae. The record is from RefSeq and is a predicted model, not a curated record.
AUGGGUGCGCGUCGUUACUUGUUGCCACUGGCGGCAGUGUUGCUGCUGCUGCUUGGGCAGUGUUCAAUCCAGGGCCAGGAACAGGAGCCAUCCAGUGACAAGCAGUGGUGGGAAACUGCCGUUUUCUACCAGAUCUAUCCUCGAUCGUUCUACGAUACUAAUGCCGACGGUGUCGGUGAUAUCGUUGGUAUUACGGAGAAACUUCAGUACCUGAAGGAUACCGGCAUCGACGCGACCUGGUUGAGUCCGAUCUUCAGCUCACCGCAGGAGGACUUUGGUUACGAUGUGUCGGAUUUCAAGCUGGUGGAUCCACUGUUCGGUACGAACGCGCAUCUGGAGGAGUUGUUCCGUGAAGCGACCAGGCUGGGGCUGAAGAUUGUGUUGGACUUUGUACCGAACCACACCAGUGACCAGCACCAGUGGUUCAUUGAUUCGGAGAGGGGCAUCGAACCGUACAAGGACUACUACAUCUGGCACCCGGGCCGGACGGAGAACGGCGUGCGACUCCCGCCGAACAACUGGCAAUCGGUGUUCUACGGUUCCGCAUGGGAGCUCAGCCCAACGCGCAAUGAGUACUAUCUGCAUCAGUUCGCCAAAGGGCAGCCGGAUCUGAACUAUCGCAAUCCGGCCGUCAUCGCCGAAUUUGACGAGGUGCUGCGCUACUGGAUGGAGCGUGGAGCGGCCGGGUUCCGGGUCGAUGCGAUCAAUCACAUGUUCGAGGAUGCGGAGUUACGCAACGAACCGAUCAACAACCCGGAGGAUCCCAACAGUUACGGUUACACGCAUCACAUCUACACGAAGGAUCUGCCCGAAACGUACGAAGUGAUCGCUCGCUGGCGCACAGUGCUUGACGACUUCGUGCGCCAGAAAGGCGGAGACGCUGUCAUUAUGAUGACGGAAGCGUACGCAAACCUUACGAUGACGUUGAAGUAUUACGAGUCCGAGGACGGGUUACAGCAGCGGGCUCACUUUCCGUUCAACUUCGUCAUGAUCGAGGAGCUCGGCGAAGGAUCCACUGCGCACGAUUUCAAGUUCGUCAUCGAUCGGUGGCUGGAAAACUUGCCCCGGGGCAAGACGACGAACUGGGUGCUCGGGAACCACGACAAGCCGCGGGUUGCCAGUCGCUACGGAGUGGAACGGGUCGAUGGGAUGCAGCUAAUGCUGAUGGGGCUGCCAGGUGUGGCCGUUACCUACAACGGAGACGAACUUGGAAUGGUAGACCACCGGGACAUCUCGUUCGAAGAAACGCUCGAUCCGCAGGGUUGCAAUCUCGGCGAGGAAGGUUACAAGUGGGCAUCGCGUGACCCGCAACGAGUGCCCUUCCAGUGGGACGACACGCUAAACGCGGGAUUUUCGAAGGCACCGAAAACGUGGCUUCCGGUACAUCCGCUCUACCGUCAGACGAACCUGCUGAAGCAGCAGGAGGCCGACGAGAGCCACUACAAGUUCUACCUCGACGCGGUGAAGAUGCGCCGGCAUCGGGUCUUCACGCACGGUCAGUUUAAGUCGCGCGCCUUCGGUGACUGGGCGUUCGCGUUCGUGCGCUUCCUGCGUGAGGAGGAGAACCGCCUGGACGAUCCGUACCGCGUGGUGUUGAUCAACUUCUCCGGCGAACCGCGAACGGUCGACGUGAACGAUCUGUACGAGAUCCGCAACCAGACCGAGGUGUACCUGGUCGGAAAGGACUCCCGGCAUAAGGUGGGCCAUCGGAUGAGCGCGAAACAGGUCGCCCUCGGUCCGUGGGAAUCGCUCGUCCUGGGACCGAUUUCUGGCGGCUCUCGGCUUGCGCUGUCCCUUGCCUUGCUCAUCGUGGCCACUGUGAAGGCUUUUCUGUACUAA